AUGGCGUCGCCCUCCAAGACCGAAACCUUCCCGCCGCUAUCGCCGUCAGCCAAUGCCGCAGUCCAGCAGGCCUCGAGCUACAUGGACGUCAGACGUCGACGAACGAGCUCCAAUCUCGGGGGCGACCCUCGAGGCGACACCGGCGGCAACUCGAUAGCGACGAGUCCGAUGAGCCAGCAGCUGCAGUCAUCGUCGUCCGGGCGGAAUGGAACCCAGAAGUCCAAGGGCGGCAAGCGGAAGAAGGCGAAAAGCCUCUUCAACAGGUGGAAGAGGAUGUCGCUGCGGCACACGUGGGUCAAUCCCUUGAUCCUCGUGCUGGUCCUGCUCGCGGCAUACUACAUCAACCCGGGCGAGCAGAAUCCGCUGCACCAUGCCAUCUUCCUCUCCUACGCGAACCCGCCUUUGAACGAGCGAACGAACACACUCCCGGCGCACAUUGGCAAUGUCACACAAUAUGGAAAAGGACCGAAGGACUUUGCUUUUGUGGGCUUCUACACGAUCGUCCUGACGUUCACGCGGGAGUUCAUCAUGCAGCGCAUCAUCAAGCCGAUCGCGCUCUGGUACGGGAUCAAGAAUAAGGGAAAACAGGCGAGGUUCAUGGAGCAGUUCUAUACGGCCAUCUACUUCGCCAUUUUCGGGCCUUUUGGGUUGUACGUGAUGAGCAGGACACCGGUCUGGUACUUCAACACGACUGGGAUGUACGAGGGGUUCCCGCACAGAGCGCAUGAGGACGUGUUCAAGGCGUACUACCUUUUGCAAGCUGCAUACUGGGCGCAGCAAGGCCUCGUCCUGAUGCUGCAGCUGGAGAAGCCGCGCAAAGAUUUCAAGGAGCUGGUCGUGCACCACAUUGUGACUUUGGCGCUGAUAGGACUGAGCUACCGCUUCCACUUCACGUACAUUGGUGUGGCCGUAUACAUCACGCACGACAUCUCGGACUUCUUCUUGGCUACCUCCAAAGUCCUCAACUACAUCGACUCCCCCAUCACCGGCCCCUACUUCGUCAUGUUCAUGUGCAUCUGGGCCUACCUCCGCCACUACAUCAACCUGCGCAUCAUCUACUCGAUGCUCCCCAACGGCGAGUUCCGCACCGUCGGCCCCUACGACCUCAACUGGGACACGCAACAAUACAAAUGCUGGCUCUCGCAAAGCAUCACAUCCGCCCUGCUAGUGAUCCUGCAGGCCGUGAACCUGUUCUGGUUCUUCCUGAUCGGACGCAUUCUUUGGCGCCUCUUGUCGACGGGGGAAGAGAAGGACGAGAGGAGCGAGGAUGAGGAGGAUGAGCCGGAGGUUGUGGAGCAGGUGGAGCCCGCUGCGAAGGUCAAUGGAUAUGGACAUGCUGGGAAGCCGCAGGUUAUGAUUAAUGGGGAGCCGAUGAGUCCGACGGUUGCGAGUGCGCAGAGUCAGGGUGGUGGUGGUGUGAGGAGGAGAUGA
Molecule: messenger RNA, 1431 nt
Organism: Zasmidium cellare ATCC 36951
Lineage: Eukaryota; Fungi; Ascomycota; Dothideomycetes; Mycosphaerellales; Mycosphaerellaceae
Exons: 2
Coding region: 1-1431 (476 amino acids)
Biological process (GO): ceramide biosynthetic process
Cellular component (GO): membrane
Molecular function (GO): sphingosine N-acyltransferase activity
Source: RefSeq, a predicted model, not a curated record